Messenger RNA from Vanrija pseudolonga, 3536 nucleotides. RefSeq lists its product as uncharacterized. The transcript has 2 exons. Bases 210 to 3485 code for a protein of 1091 amino acids. NCBI's taxonomy places the organism in Eukaryota, Fungi, Basidiomycota, Tremellomycetes, Trichosporonales, Trichosporonaceae. The record is from RefSeq and is a predicted model, not a curated record.
CGCUUGGCUUUUGUUGUCACACACACACACGCAGCACGCAGCAUCGCCCCAAAACCAACAACAACUACAACCUCGACUUUGGCUUCGUCAACAUCGUGACGACAGACAAUAACAACAACAACAACACUGCACGAAUCGACAACCAUCACCAAACCGUCCCUUCCUUCCACGACCGCGGCGUAUCUCCUUGCCCACACCAUGCCAUUAUAAUGCCUCGAUCCAUUCCAACCGACGGCGACAUUGACGUCAACCUCCCGCCGCUAGUAGACGACGAAGACGACGACGAGGCAUCUCCUCUUGGCGACUACUUGGCAGAUGCAGAACGAUCCUUUGAGACACUCGCUCCGCCAUUGUCGUCGGCUUUGUCGUCCUCCAUCCCAAACAGCCUCAAGCGGCGGCGGAGCUCGACGCGUACGAGCGCAGACUGCUCGACGAGAUCCAGCAAUGCGGCCUCGGUCUCAGGGUCGUCUGGCCCAUCAGCCAUGUCGGCGCCGCUUGUCGGCGCCUCUUCCACCUCUUCAGCACGGGCCGGCACCGCGGCGGGCAAGAGUAUCGGCCCACGCGCUCUCGGCACUCCGCUGCGUUUGCCAUCACCCAUCCGUACGACUCGCACCUCCGACGAUGAGUUCGCCGAGCGCUUCAAGUUCCUCGUUGCAUCGAGCGGCCUGCUGGAGAAGACGCAGCUCUAUAGCACCGUUGCCAGCCCUGAUGGGGCCAUGUCGACGUCAAUGCUGUCGCCCACGUCGGCACCGGACGACAGCGUGAGAGAACCGACAUCGGCACCAGCAGACACGCCCGCACCGCCCUCGUCGCGCGGCCCACUCGAUGCCAUGACGACCGAGGACGGCAGCAUGCGAUGGGAUAUCAUCGCUGCGAUCGCAGUCCUCAUGGCCUCGCUCGCGUAUAUGAUUGGGCCAACCAAGGUUGUCGUCACAUCAGCAGCGAUCGCGACGGGCGCCGCCUUCUUGCUUCCCGGUAGAGCGGCCCCCUCACGACCGGCCACACCGGCAGGCUCAACAGCCGAUGAUGGGCCGGCCCUUGUGCCCAAGCCCACCUCGGCUGCCCGCGUCAUGGCGGCGCUAGACCGCUUGCUGUCCGAGUCGCGCAGCCUCGACCACGCGAUCACCAUCGUUCUUCAGCUGCUGGCACCAAGACCAGACGACACGGAGCGCGGACACGACCUGAGAGUAGCACUCAACCGUCUACUCGACGACAUGACCGACUACCUCGCGUCGGCUACAUCCAGCCUUAUUCCGCUCGCUGACCGCAGUGAGCUUACCGUUUUGAGCACAUUCUACGACAUCCCCGUCAUUGCUCCGCGUCGGAGACGACCGUCCACCAGCGACGACUCGGACAGCGAGUGGGGUGGCCCGGCCGCGGUCACGCGGGCCAAGCGCUCUCAGUCAUCGUCAGCCGCAUCCCCGUCCCCAGAGGUGCUCCGCUACGCCUUGUUGUCACCUAAAGAGCACGCACGGGCAAAAUCUCCCGUUCGUGCACUGGCAACUCCCUUUGACCCUAAUGACAAGUUCACAAAGAUGCCGGAGCGCGUUGUGCGACACAAGCGCCAGAGCUGGAGCACAGACUGGAGCGGUUCCUCGCCUUCAUCGUCCUUUUCACGCUCUACGGAUGACCGGAUACCCAUCACCGAGGACGACGAGGGCAACGUCAGCGACAUUCUGUUUUCCGCCGGCUCGUCAACCGAAGGCGGCGCAGCAUUCCCCGACUUACCGAACGGAUUGUUGUCUCCCCCACCUCUUAUCCGCCCGCUCGCCCUGCCAUUCACGCCCAAGCGCGCAUCCCCACUAGCACAAGCACUAGAGAGACUCGAGUCGCCCAACCUCCCCCGCGCUCCGACCCCGCCCUUCCCUGUUCUCUCCACGCGGCCCAGCCAGUCUCCGUUCCGUCGAUCACUCCAGGACAUUCCCUACAUCCCUUCCCCGCCGGCAUCGACACACGAGGCCGCAGCUGACCUUGCCAAGGCACGUGCUUCAGCCAACAUGUCAAGUGCCAAGCGGCGGUCAUUGCAGGCGCCGUUCAGCCCGCCACAAAGCGACACUUCGGCACGCGACCAGGCCAUCAUGGCUGCUGGCGCCAGUCUGCAGCGCGCCAAGUCGCUUCCUCAGUCUGACCUAGCCCGCUUGCGGCCACUCAAGACGGCAGUCGCCCCCAUCACCCCGUCAACCCCUGGCCAGCGUGCCUCACUCUUGUUUGAGACCGGACGCCGAGGGACGCCAAGCCACAGCCGCACAGGCUCGCGUGUCAGCGUUGACAACGAUGUCAUUACCCUCCCUCAUCCUGGGUUCCGCUUUGAACCCCCCACCGCCACCUCGACACCCAACAAGCGGGUAGUACCCCUUUCGUUUGAUUCGCCCCGACCCAACGGCAGCCAACGUGAGAGAGCAGACAUGAUGACCCUCGGGUUUGGCCAUGCGGCAUCCUUUGGGCGGAUACAGCAGCCGCACAUCCGGGUACCAUCAGUUUCGCCUCUGACACUUCAAGGCCUCAAGGCCUCAUGCCUUGGCGUUCAUCUCAAGCGGCGCCGAGUGGCGUGCUGUCUCCUGGGGCUCAAGUUUGCGACCGCACAUGACGGCAGCACACAGUACUGGGACGAUGUGUGCAGCACGCUUCAUACCCUGUCCAACAAGAUGGCAGAGGGACGAGCGAACCUCGAGACGUUGAUUGAGAGGUCAAGCUGCGAUCUGGCUGCGGCAGCGACGAUUGCUGCUAUUGUCGCACCUGGCACCACUGUUCUCACCCCGCCAAAGAACACUGGCCCCACUUUCAUCUCCCGCGCAGGGGGAGACUUUGCUCCCCGUGACAGCGCCGAACAAGCACUCAUGGUGUCCAUCGACGACCUGCAACGGACUCUCGCACAUGUCUGGGCUCGCUGCGACGAGAUGCGCACGAAGACAGCUGGCGGCACGCUGUCCAACGCCGACACAACCUGGGCGGACAUCCGCUCUGACGUCGGCAAUAUGCUUCGCAUUAUCGAGCGCGGCCGCGAGGCGGUGGCCCCGCGCGAGGAGGAGGAAGUCGAGGUGCUGGACGACUCUCUCGACGAUUCGUUUGCUGGGAGAUCCGGCGGCCCUACACCAAACGCCGACAUCGCCAUCCCCCUACCAGAAUUCGUCCGCACCUGGGAGCGGUCGGUGACGCCCGAGCCCAAGCUCGACGCCGAACCGUACGCUGAGGCGCUGCCCCCUCCCGGUGUGGACGAAGUGUACGAAGCGGACCUACCACCCGAGCCGCCGCGUGCCCGCUCGACCCUCUCGCGUGAGGAGCGCAUCAACCUGCAGAAGCAGGCACGCGCGCUCGGCAUGACGCUAUCGCAGCUCACUGCUGCGCAGGCGGGCGACACGAUCAAGCCGAAGCGCGAGUCCCAGGUGCUUAAAGCCGCACAUGGCGAGGUCAUGAGCGAGCUUGCGGGUAUGUUCGGCACCAUCCGCGCCCGCAAAGGCAUGUCGGCCGAGCCCGACGCCGCAUAACAUUCACGACUAGAUAACGAAGCAUACAUAUUACCGAGAUACCCAGCGUGC